UGAUUUGCUUCCGAUGAUGUCGGAUCUUUUCAGCAGUAUCUGAAUUGUAGAAUGCUCCAGGAAUUGAGCACCAAGACUGCUGUGCUGUGCCAACAACCCGGCCUCAAGCAUGAAGCCAUACGUACAGGUUAGAGUGGUUCCAACACCCAGCGACCACACAUCAAACACACACAAAGGAAACGAAGACUUCAUGUUUGCCACGACAAAAGAACAGUUGAGUACGUUGUGCCACGUAAAAUCAGCUGUCCCGAUCCUGGCUCGUGUGACGCUUCCCCUGAAAACCUGGUGAAAAAGGCGAAUGGCGGCCUAGAAUAUCUAGACUCGGUAGCCAGUGGACUUCCCGUUCGGGGAGGUUGAGCGACCGCAUCGGGGUCCCUAACCACCUGAAACCCAAACGGGGCACCACCGCUGUCUGCCUGUAACUCUGUAUAUAGCCCGGGACCGGACAUCAGCAGAGCCACCGGCCGGCCCCUUGUCGUUGUCGUGGUGGAGGCCGGAACGAUCGAUCGACCACGCGACACCGUUCAUGUCGAAGAGGACGGUGCUGCGGGUGGACACCUCCUGCGCCAAGUGCAAGCGCAAGGUCCUCCUCGCCGUCUCCGGCCUCCAAGGCGUGGACAAGAUCGAGGUCGACUCGGAGAAGGGCACGAUGACGGUCACCGGCGGCGUCGACCCGGUGCACGUGGUGGAGGCCACCAGGAGGAAGGCCGGGAAGCGCGCCGACGUCCUCACCAUCGGCCCGCCGCCGCCGCCCGCGUCCAAGCCGGAGGAGAAGAAGAAACCCGAGCAGCACUGGGAGCCGGAGAAGAGGCACGCGGCGGCGGAGAGGAGCGCGCCUGAGCCGCCGGUGACCGUGUACGUGCACCACGUCCCCGUGCCGCCGCCGUCGUGGCCCGCGUACGAGCAGUGCGCCGUCGUGCCCUACCACUACCAGCAGCAGGACCCCUGCUCCAUCAUGUAGCUAGCUAGCUAGUUGAUCAUCUCUUCGUGUCAUUGUUAUUUGAAUCGUGGUACUACUAAUUCGUAGGCAAUUCAACCCCGGAUCGACACCUGUGAUGCACUAGCUAGCAUUCCACAAUGGUUUUCCUUGGAGAGAAUUAGCUGAACUCUCUGAAUAAAUAUAUACCUAAUGUUAUGGAAA
This is a messenger RNA of Hordeum vulgare subsp. vulgare (domesticated barley), 1141 nucleotides long. Its product is annotated as heavy metal-associated isoprenylated plant protein 2-like. The transcript has 2 exons. Bases 527 to 961 code for a protein of 144 amino acids. Gene Ontology annotation, molecular function: metal ion binding. Lineage: Eukaryota; Viridiplantae; Streptophyta; Magnoliopsida; Poales; Poaceae. The record is from RefSeq and is a predicted model, not a curated record.